AUGGAUCCCAAGUUCUGCAGACGAUCUUUGCUAGCCAUCGUCCCGUUUCUGCUGCAGCUUCUUUUGCCGAUUUUCGCACUGGGCGCAGAACCAACGACACCAUAUUUUAUGCGAUGUCUGCGACGCCCGCUCCAAGUUGGCGACUCGUUCACGAUGAGAGGGAGUCUGAAGCCAAACGCUAAAUGGUUCACCUGCGACCUGGAGACGAGCUUCUGGAAUGGGGUCUACGCCCAUAUGCAGCAGCAUUUCAAUGAUUGGAACAGGAUUUGGUAUACGCAUAGUGGAAAGCCGGUUUGGGCUCCACCCACUUUCUACAAGGUGCCCAACUUCAGCCCGGGAUCGAGCUUUGAGAUGAAAGUAACUAUCAUCUCACCGACGACCAUCGAUAUCAAAUACGGCAAAACCUCGAAGUGGCCGGGCCAGACUUACACGCAAACGGGCACGCCGACCCCAAUGAGCUCGGCGCUGCGUCUGUCGUGCUACGGCGAUCUCCACAACGUUGAAUUGAGCGGCGACAACCUGCAUGGGAAGAUUAGCAGCAGCAACCAUGAUACCUGCAGUUUCGAAGCUGGCGACGGACGUGGCCGGCACUCACAUUUUCAUUCUUCGGAACAUUCGCAUAAGGAUGGCGACACAAAAUGGCCCUCAGAUGGGGAGAAAGGCAAUGGAAACAACAACGGCAAGAAUAAUGGAUCAGGGAAUUGGCAACCCGACACGCAAUACAGUGCCCAGCCCUUCGCCGUUGGCACCGAGUUCGAGCUGAAGGUCACAAUCCUGAGUGCAACGUCCAUAAAAACCGAAUACGGCAAAAAGUCGAUGUGGCCGGGGACCAUUUGGACGAUGAAGGGCGCGCCGACAUCUAUGGAUGCUGUAAAGAUUUUUGAGUGCUACGGUGACAUCUACAACGUGUCGUUCACCGGUGACGCGUUUGGCGGGAAAGUUUCUACAAACUAUCUGUCUGGUUGCCCAUCAUAUGAUUCGUACAAAGAAGCAGAUAGGCAUCACGAGAAUAACGGCCGUUAUAAGCAUUCUGAUCGUGCUUCUGACGAAAGCGUCUCCUCCGAACGGCCGGAUGACAAGGGAAAAAAAUCAACUGGAAAGAAACCGGCUAACUCCGACUCUGAAUCUGGAAAGUGCAAUGGAAAAGGGCUGACGAAGACUGUGAUUUUCGUCGUCUCACACGCCCAAGAUCCAGUGCCAACAGCGCCAAUUUUUCAACGAUGCCUGCGUCGACCGAUGCGUAUUGGUGAUACCUUCACCGCCCGUGGAAACCUGAUGCCAAAUUUGCAAAGAUGGACGUGCGAUCUGGAGACGCAAUUCGCGAAAAACGUCUUUGCCCAUAUGGAUCAUCGACUUUGGGGUGCACCACUGAUUGUGUAUACCCAGAGGCCAGGGCUUGGGGCCUUCCAACCCGAGAACACGUAUGGCGCCAAGCCCUUCCUGCCCGGAACCACGUUUGAACUGACCGUCACAAUCUUGAGCCCAACCAUGAUGAAAACUGACUACGGUAAGAAGGCGUUAUGGCCGGGGACAACCUGGACGAUGCAGGGCUCCCCGACGUCUAUGGAUGCGGUCAAGAUUUUUGAGUGCUACGGCGACAUCUACAACGUGUCGCUCACCGGAGAUGCGUUGGCUGGGAAAGUUUCGACAAACUACCUAUCUGGAUGCCCUCCAUAUGACUCCUACCAUGAUGACGACAAGCAUCGCGAUAAAACCCGAGGCCACCGACAUUCCGAUUGGGAUUCGGAUGAAAGCCACUCCUCCGAAUGGCCAAAAGACAAACGCAAAAACACCACUGCCAGGCUCCACUUUCCUCUAUUUUGCUUUUUAAAACGUUUCCCGGGCACCUCCAGGCCAUUGUCGGCGGCAUUU
Molecule: messenger RNA, 1872 nt
Organism: Mesorhabditis spiculigera
Lineage: Eukaryota; Metazoa; Nematoda; Chromadorea; Rhabditida; Rhabditidae
Source: the annotation of a GenBank genome assembly